AAUAUUUCUUCAUUUUCUCUUCCAAACUCAGCAGAAAAUAUCAGAUACAUGUUCUUCUAGAUAAGAGGAAAUUGUUCAAGUUUGGGUAUUAUAUAUGAUCCUCCUUGUGAUUUUCCACAGCUUUCUUGAACUGUAAAGUGAGUUAUGAACUGAGAGAUUAACCUCCAUGCAGUUCGAACAGAGCAAGAACAGUUCGAGAAAGCUGUGAAAAAUAACAGGCAGGAUCUGAAUUCUGAUCAUAAAGCCUUCUUCUUUCUCCUACUUGUCUCCCUGCAAUAGAAAAUCCUCAUUGUAGCUCUAUGCAACCAAGGUUUUGGAUUGAUUAAUUUAGCUCUUUUGGUUUUUGAUGCUGGCUGUGGACACCUAAAUUUGGAGUAGUGCCCCAUCAGAAGUCAGAAAGGACACAAUCACACUAGCUAGGCACUGCUUGAACGUAAUUGUAGUACCUGGCACUGAACAAUAGGCAGAGUUUGAAGUUAAGGGAUAGCUAGUAUUAUUUCUCAGAGGCUCAGAAAGAAAGGCAGAACUAGCCAUGAUUCCUAUGUCAUUCCCAAGCACAAAUUUUAUUCCUUUCAUUCUCUCUUAAGCAAUGCGUGUGAGUGUGAUGGAUUGUUUGUGUGGCAAACUAGAGCACCACAGAAAGUUUUAUGGUCCUUUUUCUCAAGCUCAGGAGACAUGAGGUCUUGUCUUUGCCUCUCCUCUUUUAGAGAUUAGGGUGAGUCUAUCAUGACUCAUUUACUUUUGAUUGAUUAAUGGGUAGGUACAAAGAAGGAAAAUGUUAAGAUCAUGUUCUUUGUAGUAAUCCAUUCAAUUCAUACACCCAAAAGAAGUCGAACAAAUCUGUGAGAUUAAAGAUUUUCUGGGAUCUUAUAUAAGUCAUUUUGUAAAGAGAGGUGAGUCAAUAACAGAGAAAGGAUGGUCUCUUUUUGCCAUCUGUAGAGGGCUAGAGGAAAAACCGAAAAAGAAAGGGUACAUAUAAAAUCCUUGAGAUUUCUUGUUGUCUCUUUCAGAACAUUGCUCUCUCUUUAUGUCAAUGGAAGAAUCAAUUUCAUUCAUGGGAAAUCCAUCAUAUCCUUUUUUACUCCAAAAAAAAAAAGGAAUAAAAAUACACGUAUCACAUUCAACUUUAAUGUUUUAUAUUUUUAAGACAAAGUAUUCAAUAUCUAGAUUUCAUUUUAAAAAGGUUGUAGUGUGAGUCAAAAAAAAAAUGACUCUGACUCUCGAGAGAGAGAAAUAUCGUCGGUCUCUUUCUUGGGAAAGCGGCGGUGACAAAACUACUCGUCUGCUUCUCUCUUUGGGUUGCGACGGCGACAAAUCUUUUCGUCAGACUCUAUCUUCAGUUAGAGGAUGCAUAUUUGCUGUAUUUGAUGGUGAUUGGGUUCUAGUUAACCGGAUCUGGUUUGGUGGAAGAUUUCCAAUUGGCAGUGAUGUCGAUCCGAAGAACUGUGCUGGUGGUUGGCAUGCGCAGAGCGGUGGGCUGAUUCACAUAUCUGCUGGCGGUGAUGUUUGCGGCGGCUUCUGUGCCGACGGUGGUAAUUUGGUUUGGGCUACCGACGACGUGGUGCGAUGUCCAGAUGGCUUUGCUGGAUCGCGAUCAGCUUUAGGUCUGGGAUGUGACUGGAUCUGGUUUUGUGGAGACGCAAAGGAUCCUGAUCUUGAUGGUGGCGCUGGGGUCGCGAUUUUGGGAUGGUCGGAGAUGACAGCUAGGGAUUGGGAUGAGGAAGGCUUCGUUUCUCCUGCAGAUACGGCGAUGGCUUGUCCUGCUGGAUGGCAACUGGCAGAGUCCGUCCAUUGUCAUGGUUCAGCAGGGAAGCUUCUCUCUCCUCGAUCAGGUUGGAUGGCGAGCGUCGGUGUCCGAAAUGGCAGGGAAGACGACGUUGACCCAUCUGUGUUGGGCAGUAAUGCAGUCGGCGGCGAUUGCGGGGUGUUUCCCUCGACUGGCGUCGGCGACGGCGCAACUGGUGGUUGUUGGCUGGAAGGACACUUGUGGGCUCAUUGGGCUAGGGCUUUGGUUUACCCUACUCUUUGGGCCUGCUCUUGGUGUUGCUGGGCCUUGAACUGGCUUGUGGCCCUUAGGUUUGGGCAAACUGGUCUAGGCUUUCAAGUGGGCUGGAUUACCCUUUUGCUAGGGGGUUGGAUGGAUUGGGUCUCUAUGGCCCAUAGUGCUGUUUAAUUUUUGUUUGGGUCACAAAAACCAGUACCUUAGUUAGAACCUUUUUAUGUAAGCUUCGAGGUUUCUAGAUUUUUGUUAGAAUAAAAGUGCGCGAAUUUACCAAAAGGUGGGUGUACUCGGGAUUUUUUGGGAUUUUAUUCUUCUAGAAUAGGGUUUCAUGAGGUUCUAAGGAACGAUUCUUUCUGUCGACCCCAUAUGGGUGUUUCGUUUUUGUACUAGUUGCUGAAUUUUAAUGAAAGGGCU
Messenger RNA from Rosa rugosa (rugosa rose), 2416 nucleotides. RefSeq lists its product as uncharacterized. The record is from RefSeq and is a predicted model, not a curated record. The transcript has 3 exons. Bases 1208 to 2173 code for a protein of 321 amino acids. NCBI's taxonomy places the organism in Eukaryota, Viridiplantae, Streptophyta, Magnoliopsida, Rosales, Rosaceae.